GGGGCGGCGGCGGCGCGGGGAGAGCGGGCACGGGCCGCGCUGAGGCGACACCGAGGCGGGCGGGAAGGCUGCGAGUGUGGGGCUGAGCCAGGAGCCAUGCACACGUCCAGGCUCUUCACCCUCGUCCUGGUGGUGCAGCCGUCCCGCGUCCUCCUGGGCAUGAAGAAGCGCGGCUUCGGCGCCGGGCUGUGGAACGGCUUCGGGGGGAAGGUGCAGCCCGGGGAGAGCAUCGAGGAGGCUGCCCGCAGGGAGCUCCUGGAGGAGAGUGGACUGACUGUGGACACCUUGCAGAAGAUGGGUCAGAUCACAUUUGAAUUUGUAGGCAACUCUGAACUCAUGGACGUUCACAUUUUCCGGGCAGAUCACUUUCAUGGAGAGCCUACAGAAAGUGAGGAAAUGCGGCCCCAGUGGUUUCAGCUGGACGAGGUGCCCUUCCAUCGCAUGUGGCCAGAUGACAGCUACUGGUUUCCCCUGGUGCUUCAGAGAAAGUUGUUUCGUGGCUAUUUUAAGUUCCAGGGACAAGACACCAUCCUGGAGCACAGCCUGAAAGAAGUGGAGGAAGUUUAAGAAAGCAGAAGCAUUCAGCCCACAUUGGGCUACAGCAUCCUUGUGACUUAUGAAGGUCUACUUGCUCAGCUCUCCAGAAAACAACACUUAUUUUCCAGGUUGCUGCAAAGUAAGGAAAGUAAGGGGUUUUCUUAGAGCAGAAAUAAAAGUAGCAAGACUUUCCAUGCUGUGAAGUCCCUGGUUGUGGUAGGCUUUGGUGGUUAUGUGAUCACAGCUAUUAAAAACUUAAGUGUUAACCCUUUUUAGUGGCUUAAGCUUUUCCCUUAUGGGUGUAUUUUUUUUUUAUUAUUAUUAAAAAUAAUUUUUUAGUAAAAGCAUGUGUUGUUCUGUUGUAAUAGUGCUGUGAAAACCUUUUGAAAAGUUCAAACCAGAGAUUCCUUCAGGAUCCUCCAGCUGAAGGCAGUGUGAGGUUAUGGGAGUUAAGAAAGCACAAGCCAGAGGUAGAUGUACAGUCCUGUCUCAGCCUAACUUUCACUGUUGCAGCUCCUGCUGUGAAGUCAAACUAUCUGAGCAUUUCAGGUAAAAAUGUCUGAAUCAAUUAAACUUCCAGCAAGUUUCUGUUACAAAGUUCCAUCCCCUAGGGCUGCAGGCUUUGUCCCAGGGCAGGAGCAGGUGACUGUUCAGCACUGAUGUCAGCCCAACCCAGCAUGGUGGGCAGCACAAGUUUAAUCCAAUCAUGCCAGAAAUAACACAUCACAUAUGUAACUUCUUACACAAGUUGGGUUUGUUUUUUUUCCUUUUUUCAAACACUUUUACAACAUGUAACACUUACAGAUAGAAUCUUGGAAUGUCAUGUAGGAUCUGUAAACAUUUCCAGUCUACCAGCUGUAAUAGUUCUUUAAUUCCUGCAUUUGAAUAAAGUGCUUCAUACAUAAGGCUAUUUGAGCAAAGCAAAGAUAUAGGAUAUUCCAGGCAGGCAAAAUUCACACCCUCUGAACUAUGUUUGUUUCUUGUCUCCUUCCAGCAGUUUUGAAAAAUUUAUACCACUCAAACACAUCCUUCUUCAUCUGCUCAGCAAGCCACAGCUCAGACUUAGGAUGAAUUACACCUUAAAACCUUACUUUACCUUUUGUGCUGCACACUUAUUUAGAGAGGUUUUGAGACCCACCUCUGCUUCUGACCUGGCAGUGAGGGUUCCUGGCUGCUCGAACAGAGAGAAUGGUUUGGGGCAAAUAGAAAAAGCACAAAAGGACAAGCAGCUUUGACAGAGUGUAGGACCUUACUGCAUGGUAGGAAAGGGCAUGACUGGCAGCCAAUACCUGUUAAAUACCUUGGUUUAUUUCCUGAUAGAAACUGUAAAUUGCUGUGACAACCACAAACCAUGUGACAAUCACACAGAAUUACUUUCUGUUCCUCCAGGAGUUUGGGUAGGAAAAAAACAAGCAUGGCUCAAGCUUGCACUUCUGUUAUCCCCUCUGCAGUCAGGUGAGUCCUUUCAGGAAGGUGCUUCCCCAACCCUGAUUUUUAGCUCUUGUCAAAGAGCUGGGAUGUUACUGCUCCUGCUGCCAUGAGACUGACAUGGUUUAAGUAAGUUCUGUCCCCAGCUGGUGAUCUUUGUCUUUUAGUAAACAGCACAAACUGAAGAGUGUAAAUUCACCUGUUACAAAUUCCAGGAAUUAUAUCCUUCCACGGUUAAAGGAGAGUUAAAAGCACUGGAAUGUAGCAAGGCACCGUUGAACACUUUACAACUUAGGAGGAGCAACUCACCAGGAAGAUGGAAGGAGAGGGAAAGAAGGAUACAAGAUUUAAGGUAUUGUAAAUAGAGUCUUGAGCCUCUCAACACGAUACUGACAAAAAGCUUGUAUAUUCCCACUUCACAGCUGGAAGUGGAGAAGCCCUCAGGAGUGACAAAACAUAGAGUCCUUUUCAGAGAACAAUUUUCAGGCAGCCUUUCAAGGUCUCAGGUGUUUACUACCCUGGUACCUCCAGGACUGCUCUGACAGACACUGCAGGCUUUUCUGCCAUCACUCCUUUGAGCACAUCAAAGUCCCCUGACCUCAAGCACACACAGAAAAGCUUCCAUUCACAAAAGCACAUUAACACUUUGGCACUGCAUCUUACAGGAGCUUCAGAUCUCAGACAGGCAGCACACACUCCUCAAUUAGUCUGGCUUGGUUAGUGUUUACUGCAGAAGGCAAGAGCAGGGAGGUAACUACAACUGUUUUCCCCACAUUGGCUAGGACAGACAAACAGCUUGAUGGAUCCUUGGAGUCUCUGCUGCUUCCCUCUGGAGGAAGAAAGCUGUACUUGAUGCUGCCCUCCAAGUCUGACAGAUCCAUAAACUGAACAGAACAAAGACAGUAAGGAAAUCCCUCACACAUUGAGGUAAACAAACAGUGCUCUUUGCACACUGACCAGUCUCUCAAAAGAAAGGUUUGCAAACUAAGGGUUGUAUGAAAUAGUGUCUGCAUGUGUUCAGGAAUGAGACAGAAGCUUGACAGUCCAGUAUGAAAUAAACUCUGAAAGUGCCAGCAGCUGGAUCAGCUUUGAGAAUACUGGGCCUCAGUUCUCAAAUAUCUGGUGAACAGAGUAAAACCAAAACAAGAAAAGCCCACCCCCAAAACUCUCCUCAAAGACACACAUGGGGCUGACAAUGGAGGCAUGGGGUGUUUCUCAAAACAAGGUAAUUUCAGUUUCUUUAUAGGUGCUGUGGGGUGUCUGUUAUUGUUACAGUCUCUGCACUAGGACUGUACAAUUUCUGCCUGAAGGUGAACAGGAAAGAGGAGUUAGUCUAAAGCCCUAAUGUCAUUUUGAUGUUUGCUUUUUGGGGGGUUGUUUUUUGAUUUUAAAUCAAGUUCAAAAUUGUAAUGUUUUUCUAGAAGUGAGAAAUGCAAAGUUCCAUUCAGGCUGAUCCUUUGCUAGCACUCUUACAGAACACUGCCCAGUCAAACAAGUAACUUAUGAGACCCAUCAUAAAUUGUCAGAUCUUGCCCCAAAACAUACAGUAUUUUCUCAAUUUCACUGUUCACCACAUCAGGCAAACAAGUAAAGGAGGAUGGGUGCUCAGACUAAGCCAGCCAUAACCAGCCAGCACCUUCUGAUAAUGCCAGGAGUGAAGAGCAUGGAAAAGUCUGGUAACACACUUUCCACACUUGAACCACAAACCAUCUUUCUAAUCAAGACAAGGUCAAGCAGAAAAAACCUGUUGUACCAUGCCUGAGAUUAUAUCUUCUCUGUAACUGGACUGUAGAAACAUUUCCCUCCCCUGACAGUUUGCUCCAGCUUGUGAGCAGAAUUACUUCUGCAUCACUUAGGAAAUCUCCAGGAGAGAAUCAAAUCUGUCACAGCCAUUUGCAGUUCAUCUGUCUCACUGGACAAGGCCCAUGUGCAGGAGGAAAGUGAGUUAAUAUUUGAAUUGUUGGAAAAAGCUCUUUAAUGCAAUCUGUGCAAGGUUGGCUACACACUGCUUAAGGCCCAACAUUCAAGGAAUUCACCCAUAGCAGUGUAUUUACUCCAUUUUGAGGAGUGUGAGUAAUGGUUAUUCAGUCUCCUGAAACCGGGCAAAUAACUUAUCUUGCUCCUAGCUGAAGAAACUAAUCCAGAAUUUCCACCUGGGCUAGGAAGAGUUUCAUGUUGCACUGAAAUUUCUAAAUGAAAAAAAAAAA
Molecule: messenger RNA, 4172 nt
Organism: Passer montanus (Eurasian tree sparrow)
Lineage: Eukaryota; Metazoa; Chordata; Aves; Passeriformes; Passeridae
Gene: NUDT1
Product: nudix hydrolase 1
Exons: 4
Coding region: 97-567 (156 amino acids)
Biological process (GO): DNA protection
Molecular function (GO): 8-oxo-7,8-dihydroguanosine triphosphate pyrophosphatase activity
Source: RefSeq, a predicted model, not a curated record